CUCCUGCCCCUGCGGGAGGGACCCCAGGAACCUUCAAGCAAACCAAAGCGCAGCGAGCCCGGACUAUGGCUCUGUACAACCCCAUCCCUGUCCGGCAGAACUGCUUCACCGUCAACAGAUCGCUCUUCCUCUUUGGGGAAGAGAACAUAGUCAGGAAAUAUGCCAAGAAGCUCAUCGACUGGCCUCCCUUUGAGUACAUGAUCCUGGCAACCAUCAUUGCUAACUGCAUCGUGCUGGCUCUCGAGCAGCACCUACCUGAGGAUGACAAGACGCCCAUGUCACGGAGAUUAGAGAAGACGGAGCCCUAUUUCAUUGGGAUUUUCUGCUUUGAGGCUGGGAUUAAGAUCGUGGCCCUGGGGUUCGUUUUUCACAAGGGCUCGUACCUGCGCAAUGGCUGGAACGUCAUGGACUUCAUCGUGGUCCUUAGCGGCAUCCUUGCCACUGCUGGGACGCACUUCAACACCCACGUGGACCUGCGGACGCUGCGGGCCGUGCGCGUGCUCAGACCUCUGAAGCUCGUCUCAGGCAUUCCCAGCCUGCAGAUUGUGCUGAAAUCCAUCAUGAAGGCCAUGGUGCCUCUCCUCCAGAUUGGCUUGCUGCUCUUUUUCGCUAUCCUCAUGUUUGCCAUCAUUGGCCUGGAGUUUUACAGCGGGAAGCUGCACCGAGCCUGCUACACGAACAAUUCAGGUGAGCUGGAGGAGCUGGACCCGCCCCAUCCAUGUGGGGUGCAGGGUUGCCCCCCAGGCUAUGAGUGCCGGGAGUGGAUCGGUCCCAACGAUGGGAUCACGCAGUUCGACAACAUCCUUUUUGCUGUGUUGACCGUCUUCCAGUGCAUCACCAUGGAAGGGUGGACCACAGUCCUGUACAAUACCAAUGAUGCCUUAGGAGCCACCUGGAACUGGCUGUACUUCAUCCCCCUCAUCAUCAUUGGAUCCUUCUUUGUCCUCAACCUUGUCCUGGGAGUGCUGUCAGGGGAGUUUGCCAAAGAGCGUGAGCGAGUGGAGAACCGCCGAGCCUUCAUGAAGCUGCGGCGCCAGCAGCAGAUCGAGCGAGAGCUCAACGGCUACCGGGCCUGGAUAGACAAAGCAGAGGAAGUCAUGCUGGCUGAAGAGAACAAAAAUUCUGGGACCUCAGCCUUAGAAGUGCUCAGGAGAGCCACCAUCAAAAGGAACCGGACGGAUGCCAUGAACCGUGACUCAAGUGACGAGCACUGUGUUGAUAUCUCCUCUGUGGGUAACCCCUUGAGUCACUCUGGCCUCAAAGGUGCCAGAGUGGAUGGUGCCUCUUACUUACGGCACAAGGAGCGACUCCUGCGCAUCUCUGUUCGCCACAUGGUGAAAUCCCAGGUCUUCUACUGGAUCGUCUUGAGCCUGGUGGCUCUCAACACGGCUUGCGUGGCCAUCGUCCAUCACAACCAGCCAGCCUGGCUCACCCACUUCCUCUACUAUGCAGAGUUCCUGUUUCUUGGGUUAUUCCUACUGGAGAUGUCCUUAAAGAUGUAUGGGAUGGGGCCACGCCUUUACUUCCAUUCUUCCUUCAACUGCUUUGACUGUGGGGUCACAGUGGGAAGCAUCUUUGAAGUGGUUUGGGCUAUCUUCAGGCCAGGAACCUCUUUUGGGAUCAGUGUCCUACGAGCCCUUCGUCUCCUGAGAAUAUUUAAAAUAACCAAGUACUGGGCAUCCCUGAGAAAUUUGGUGGUGUCACUGAUGAGCUCCAUGAAGUCUAUUAUCAGCCUACUCUUCCUGCUCUUCCUCUUCAUUGUAGUCUUUGCCCUCCUGGGAAUGCAACUGUUUGGAGGCAGGUUUAACUUCAUGGAUGGGACGCCAUCAGCCAACUUUGACACUUUCCCUGCAGCCAUCAUGACGGUGUUCCAGAUCCUGACGGGUGAGGACUGGAACGAGGUGAUGUACAACGGCAUCCGCUCCCAGGGAGGCGUUCGCUCAGGCAUGUGGUCCUCCAUCUAUUUCAUCGUCCUCACCUUGUUUGGAAACUAUACUCUGCUGAACGUGUUCUUGGCCAUUGCAGUCGACAAUCUGGCCAACGCUCAGGAGCUCACCAAGGAUGAGCAGGAGGAAGAGGAGGCCUUUAACCAGAAGCACGCCCUUCAGAAAGCCAAAGAAGUCAGCCCCAUGUCUGCCCCAAACAUGCCUGCUAUCGAGUAA
Merops nubicus (carmine bee-eater) is the source of this 2162-nucleotide messenger RNA. RefSeq names its product voltage-dependent R-type calcium channel subunit alpha-1E. Gene Ontology annotation, cellular component: neuronal cell body; membrane; voltage-gated calcium channel complex. The coding region runs from base 66 to 2162 and encodes 698 amino acids. Gene Ontology annotation, molecular function: high voltage-gated calcium channel activity. Gene Ontology annotation, biological process: chemical synaptic transmission; calcium ion import across plasma membrane. The record is from RefSeq and is a predicted model, not a curated record. The transcript has 18 exons. NCBI's taxonomy places the organism in Eukaryota, Metazoa, Chordata, Aves, Coraciiformes, Meropidae.